This is a messenger RNA of Menidia menidia (Atlantic silverside), 5365 nucleotides long. NCBI's taxonomy places the organism in Eukaryota, Metazoa, Chordata, Actinopteri, Atheriniformes, Atherinopsidae. The record is from the annotation of a GenBank genome assembly.
AUGGCCAUGGCAGCACCCACCCACUGGCAUGAUACGAAGCCAAAGGCAUUCAACCAGCCGUCCAAGCCCUCCAGCUCCUCGGAUCCUGAUCUGAUUGAGCAGCUUUUGCAUGUGCAACAGCAAAACCUGAUCCACGGAGGCCUCAUCCUCUGCAAAGGACCGAAAGAGCCAGCGGAGCUGACCGCAUCCCUCCCGGAGGACAGACGACUGGACAGCAGCUGUUUCAAGAUGAAGUGUCACAGGGUCCUGACUUAUCUGAGGAUAUUUGGGACCACCAUGUUUGGCGUGUCCCUCCUGGUGGGUAUUUCCACUGCCUACAUCAUGGGCUACCAGUUCUUCACAACAGCCCACAAUCAUCUCUCAUUUGGCUUGUAUGGUGCCAUCUUGGUCGUCCACCUCAUCAUCCAGAGCUCUUUUGCACUUUUAGAACACCGAAACAUGCGGCGCUCCUUAGAGACGCCGAUCAAACUGAAUAAAUCACUGGCGUUGUGUAUUGCAGCGUAUCAAGAGGACCCAAAUUAUCUGAAAAAAUGUCUGGUGUCUGUGAAGAGGCUGACGUAUCCCGGGAUCAAAGUGAUAAUGGUGAUCGAUGGGAACUCGGACGAUGAUUUGUAUAUGAUGGAGAUUUUUAAAGAAAUCAUGGGAUGGGACAAAUCGGCCACGUUUGUGUGGCGGAGUAACUACCACAGCAGGGACCCCGAAGAAAGCGACGAAGGCUACGCGGAAAGCCUUCAGCAGGUUUCCAGGACUGUACUCAACAACAAGUGUGUGUGCAUCAUGCAGAAGUGGGGAGGAAAGCGAGAGGUCAUGUACACGGCCUUCAAAGCACUGGGGAGAAGCGUGGACUACGUGCAGGUGUGUGACUCUGACACCAUGUUGGAUCCAGCAUCAUCAGUGGAGAUGGUGAAGGUUUUAGAAGAGGACCCCAUGGUGGGAGGCGUUGGAGGAGAUGUGCAGAUCUUGAAUAAAUAUGAGUCAUGGAUCUCCUUCCUGAGCAGUGUCCGGUACUGGAUGGCGUUCAACAUCGAGCGGGCUUGCCAGUCCUACUUCGGCUGUGUUCAGUGCAUCAGCGGCCCUCUGGGAAUGUACCGCAACUCGCUGCUGCACGACUUCGUCGAGGACUGGUACAAUCAGACUUUCAUGGGAUCCCACUGCAGCUUCGGGGAUGACCGUCAUCUCACAAACAGAGUUCUUAGCCUUGGGUAUGCCACCAAAUACACAGCACGGUCCAAGUGUCUCACCGAGACACCCAUCACAUAUUUGCGGUGGCUCAAUCAACAGACCCGGUGGAGUAAGUCUUAUUUCCGAGAAUGGCUGUACAACUCCAUGUGGUUCCACAAGCACCAUCUAUGGAUGACUUACGAAGCCGUGAUAACUGGCUUCUUCCCGUUCUUCCUCAUUGCCACAGCAAUUCAACUCUUCUACCAAGGAAGGCUCUGGAAUAUUUUGCUGUUCCUACUCAUUGUUCAAGCAGUGGCACUGAUUAAGUCUUCCUUCGCCAGCUGCGUCAGAGGCAACAUUGUCAUGGUGUUCAUGUCCUUUUACUCAGUACUGUAUAUGUCAAGCCUGUUGCCUGCAAAAAUGUUUGCCAUAGCAACCAUCAACAAGUCAGGCUGGGGCACCUCUGGGAGGAAAACAAUAGUGACGAACUUCAUCGGCCUGGUACCAAUAUCAGUCUGGUUCACCAUUCUGUUCAUCGGGAUUAUAUACACAAUAAUCCUACAGACGAGAAAACCCUUCCCUGAAUCCGAAAAGAUUGUUCUCAUCAUCGGGGCAGUCGUUUAUGCCAGUUACUGGGUCAUACUGUUGACACUUUAUACCGUGCUCAUAAACAAAUGUGGGAAGAGGAAGAAGGAACCACAUUAUGAUAUGGUGCUGGACGUAUGACCCAAAGACAACAGACGCCAUUUAUCACUGAACUCUGUUGGGUUUUUGUUUACAAAUGUUUUUCAGAUGCAGAAAAUCUCUGGAGGCAAAACUGGUUGAAUUCAACCACAAUGGCCAAAAAAAAAACACAAAAAAAGAACAGGUAGUGGCUGUGAGCGUGGAAUUCAUGAUCUUGGUAUAUCAGUUUGAUAGCUAAUUAAUUCACCUGGAUUACGUAAACCUAAUUUUUAAGUUGGAAAUGAACUAGUGUAUUCUAACUAGCCAGUUUUAGCUCAGAAUGUCAAGAUCACAACUAUUAUAGCAGUUGGCAACAAGAGUCCUAGGCUUUUUAAUACCAGCUACCUCUCACCCUUGUCGUUUCACUGGGCUUCUGUCUGAUAUGAGCAAUGAUUCUAAGCCUUUUCCAUUGGGUUUAACAUCACCAGCAAGACUUUUUUACCUCCAGAGCAUCAUUGUGUCUCCAACAAAUGUUUGUACACCCAAAAUAAAGAGCAACGUUAAUGACCUUCCUAAUGAAUUGCAGUCGCAGGACUGUUUUGACGACUGCACAAGUAGUGGUCGUGGCACUGGAAAAGGGUCUGCCGCCAACCUGGUGUAAAGAGUGUUACUGAAGGUCCCACUCAGCCUUUUUGAGGUUACCUAUUUAACAUAACAUACGAAUGCAAAACUCAACAAAGAAUACUCAGUUUAACAGUGUUUUUGGGGUGAUGAAUCCGCGUAACCUCUCAGUGUUUUAUCCAUUAUGGAAACAGCAACAGUAUCACUAUUAAUAACUGAAGCAUGAAGGGCUUUCAAAUGAAGCGCUGCUUUUUUUGUCUUCUGUCGCACUCAUGUCAUAUUGGAAGGACUCGGUGACCUGUCCACUAACUGUAGCUGCUUCAGGGGGUCAAGGCUUGUCUGAAGUCAAUUUCACGCAGAAUGACACCAGCCACUAUGCUGCUGGAACAACUAGAACCCAACGGUGCUGCUUCUCAAGGCAACAAUAGAAUACAAGUAGGGAGGACUUCUCAUAUGGAGAUAACAGCCACUAAUGACAGGACAGAGGACCAGAUUGUUACAGUCAAGAACAAAUUACAAAUAAAAUGCAAACAUUGUGCGUAGGAACCUUUGGAAAGCAUUACUCACAAUCCACUUCUCCUGACUCAGACUGCUCUCUACUGCAGGAAAGACUCAUAAGUACUUAUUACACUCUUAUCAAAAAUGUUAACAAUCCCUUAGACAUGUUCUCUUUAAAGAUUCAUUCCCUCUUUCAAGUAAAUUAAGAUAUUCUAUCAACACUACAACACUAAUAUAUGACUGUUCAAUAUGAAGAAAGUAGGAACAGAUAGAUAGUGGUAGUAGUUGUUCCAGUGUGACAUGACUGCAGUGUUCUCACGUUUACAAAGUGAAGAAUCUCAAGAUGAUCAAUGGUUGGUGGAUCUAAUCCUUACUUGAUCAGGUUGCUGAACAUGUGAUCACAAGCAAGAGACUGUAUUUUUGCUGCUGUGACUGUUGUCAUUUUUAAGGGGAAACAAUUACUUUUGUUUUGACUCUUGUACUCUUUUUUUUCUCUGAGUUAUAGGUUUUGACACUACUUUUGUUAAUGUUUGGUUUUCGAACCAAUCGAAUGACAACCACCAAGCAGACAAGAGGGCUGUACUCCAUUCCAAAGACUUUACUAUUGAUCCUUGCUCUCUUCCAUUCGUUGCAUACUGUUUAAAGGUUAGUGUGGCUACAUCUGAAUGUGUCCCUGCACUGUGUUAAAUGAUCUGCAGGGGAAGGAGUGACUGUGAAAUGUUUGUGUAUCCGAUGUGGGAAAAGUACUACCUGAAAAUAGGAAUGUGAAUGAGGGCACUUGAUGGAAGGGAACGGCAUUUUGGGAUGAAACAUCACCAGUGUUUGCUUUGGACCAGGAAGAGACGCAAGUUUAAAUAAUACUGAUGCACUUUCAUGUCUCUCCUGUCCUCCAGCGUGAUGCUUGACACAAUCAAGAUGAAAUACCUCAUAGGUUCUCUUUACAUUUCAUCAAGGUUUCAGGAUGCUGUCCAAAAGACUGAUGCAUUCUGAUGGUCUCAAGUAAUUUAUGGUCUGUUUGUGAUGUUGGAUAUUAAACUGUCCUUUUUAUACACAGUUCCCGAUUAAGUGAACGCUGGAUUGUCUUCUCUGCCUUGUCGGCUCUUUGCUGUAGCUGUUUACGUUAUUUUUGCUCUGUACUUCAAUGCAUUCUUACUUCUAGACGUUUUUAUUGUAUUUUUGCUUAUCUACCAAAGAUUUUCCAUUUUUAUUUUCAUCUGUGUUUUUGAAAGAAAAAUGUAUUUGUUGUGCUUUAAACUGUUUUGACAGUGACCAAACAAUGUGAAAGUAUGAGCUGGAGGUUUUGUCUGCAAUUACAACAGUUGAAAUGCAAUUUGUUGGGAUAAGUUAUUGUUUUUGUACUUGGAUAGAAAAGCAUCAUAUUUAUUUAAGACAUUUUGUGAUUUAUAGGAUUCUAUAUGCAAUCCAAGUUUGUCAAGACCCUUAAGAUUCCAUGUCCACACUGCAAAAACCGAAAAAAUACUUUCACCAUCCUAAUUCUUUACUCCUCAGUUUAUGCAGCCUUGUCUUUUGAGUUCCGUUCAUAUUAGAAAACAAAAAAGCCUUCAAUAAAAUCUUCUUUCAAACAUUAUAAAAGAACCCUCUUGCACAAAAAUGUUACUAUCUGCAAAUUAAAUAUGUUAUAUUUAGUUAGCAAAGUGCCUAACAGAAAUGAAACGAAAAGGAGAGUGGCAUUUCCUACAGUUUAAAGAGUUGCUAUUAUUUUAAGGUGUAAUAAAUGACACAUAACUGACCCAUGAGGUGUUUUUUUCCUGUUUUGUUUUUGCAAAACUAAUCAUUAGCAAGCACUUUUGUGUUGUGCCAAAUAAAACACAUGGUUUUAAUGACUCUGUAUCAAGAUAUUUUGUUGAGGUUUGUAACUGUAACAGGAGCAAUCACUGGCUCCUUUUUCAAAUUAUUACUCCAUAAAUAAGAAUCCUCUUUAUUACAUCUGUCUGACUGAGGGAGUUACAUUAUUCAGUAAAACAAAAGCUACUAGUCAAAGAGAUAAAUGUUGGAAUAAGGUUUAAUAUUUAUCCAGGUGUUUACUUUGCUUACAUGAAAAAUUACUUGGGCGAUGUCAUCCGGGCAGAUUGUUGUAAAUCUACUUUUUGAUGAAGAUGAACAUCAGUUAAGAGGCGCAAAUAACAAACAUUAGAAAGUGGAGUCAGAACAAAAACAUGCUUUAAAUGAUCCAAAACGGAAAUCCAUUUUUCCCCAUGUUUGUUUGCUUCAUCACAUUUCAUCAUUUACAUUCCGACCUCAUUUGCUGGCUUCAUCAAUGGAAAUUUCAUUCAGCUUUAUUGAAGCUUCGAAAGACAAACUACAUCCCCUGAUACAUUUUUCCAUUGACAUAACUCUUAAUGUACGCAAGUGAGUAGUACAGGUUCACAAUCAAACUGAUCAAAUAAAGUUGAAUAUCAAA